Molecule: messenger RNA, 182 nt
Organism: Funneliformis caledonium
Lineage: Eukaryota; Fungi; Glomeromycota; Glomeromycetes; Glomerales; Glomeraceae
Source: the annotation of a GenBank genome assembly
AUGUGUACCGAAAAUAAAGAAAAAAAAGUAGAUAUGGAACUUGAAGCCACUAUGAGUGAUACUUACCUUACAAUCAAAAGUAUUCUUCGUAUUAUGAAAACUAAUAAAGAUACUGCGUUCCAGUCAGUGUUGGGCACUGGACUAUGUCCAGUUUCAAAAACUAGAACAAACUGGACUGGACA